UCAGGUCAGGAAGUGUGACUGGCGGAGUCGGCAGCAUUCUGUGCUAUGACGGGGAAGCGGGUAGCUCCCGAGCCGAUGCAGCUGGCCAGAUGCUCCUGGGGAGCUCACAGUGAGCUGAAUAUGAAGGUGCUGUUCGCGAUGUAGAGAUGGAGACUGAAGACCCUGUCUUACCCCCUAAGGGUGGGAUGGAUCUCCCUGAGGAAAGGGCUGGGCUGAACUCCAUAGAGACAGGUGGGGAUGAGCCUGCUUCUGUCUUGGAUGAGCAGGAAGAGCUACCGGCUGCCCCAAACAAUGGACCCUUGAGUGUGGCAGAGGGCAAAGUGGAUGGGCAGGAGGAGUUAAGCGAAGCUCGGGAGGAAUCGAGUGACAAGGACCCGUCUGAUUCAGCCUCCACUGAUAACACCUUGGAGGACUCAAGCGAGUUUAGCCGGCCUCUGGUGAUGGAUGAUGGGCCACCAAGCGAGGAGGUGGUGGCGGCGCCGGCGCAGCUGCGGCCAACAACACACCGGGAUGAGGAUGUGACAGCUGACAGUUGGCGGGCGCACAGGAAACAUGUCUUUGUCUUAAGCGAGGCUGGCAAACCCAUUUACUCGCGCUAUGGCAAUGAGGAAGCCCUCAGUUCCACCAUGGGUGUCAUGAUGGCAUUGGUGUCAUUCAUCCAGAGUGGAGAUAACUCCAUCCGCUCCAUUUAUUCUGAUGAUCACAAACUGGUUUUUGUGCAGCAGGGGCCACUGGUGCUGGUGUCGGUGUCACACACCCUUCAGUUGGAGCAGCAGCUACGCCAGGAGCUUUUGUAUGUCUACUACCAGAUCAUCAGCAUGCUUACUCAGGCCAGCAUCACCCGCAUCUUUGAGCGAAAGAAGAACUAUGACCUCCGGCGCCUGCUGACUGGCUCGGAGAAGAUCCUCGACCGGCUGCUGAACCUGGUGGAGUCGGAUCCUUGCUUCCUGCUUGGCGCUGUGCGCUGCCUGCCCCUCCCAGCCUCCCUGCGUGAUUCCUUGGGCACUUUGCUCCAGAAGGCCAUCACAUCCAACCUGGUCUUCUCCAUCUUGGUUGCCCAGAGUCAGCUGGUCACCAUGGUACAGGAGAAAACGGUUAUUGAAGACUGCCGGCUAGAACCCACUGACUUGCACCUGUUGCUCAACCUCAUUGGGGCAACGUCCGCCUUCCAAACUGGGGAGAUUUGGACACCAAUUUGCUUGCCACGCUUCAACUCUGAUUGUUACUUUUAUGCUUAUAUUUCCUACCUGGAUACAGAAUGUACUGUCUGCCUCAUCCUUCUCUCCACAGACAAGGAAUCUUUCUAUUCUGUCUCAGACUGCAAGAAACGCAUUGAGGAGGGCAUGAGGACUCAGAACUACCUACAGGCACUCUCAAGCGGCCUGAAGAGUCCCUCCUAUAGUGUGGGACUGGUGGGGGUGCCAGAUCUCCGGCAUUUCAUAUACAAGCCCCUGGAUAUACCUGACAAUUAUCGACAGCUUCCCCAGUUUACCAGCCCAGAACUGGAGGGGCCUUACUGCAGUGAAAAUGAACGCCAUCGACUCUUUGACCUCUAUCACUACCUUCACGGUCGUAUCCACAGCACCUCGCGCCCUCUGCGUCUCAUCUACCAUGUAGCUGAAAAGGAGACUCUAUUGGCUUGGGUCACUAGUAAAUUUGAAUUAUAUACUUGUUUUAGUCCCUUGGUAACCAAAGCUGGUGCCAUCAAUGUCCUGACUAAGCUGCUGCGCUGGAUAAAGAAAGAAGAGGACCGGCUUUUCAUCCGCUAUCCACCCAAGUACUCCACCACACCCAAUCCUGGGAAAGGCAGCAAGGCCCCCCGAACUGAUGGUGCUGAAAAUGGUUUCUUUGGCGGUCUCUAGGCCUAGAGUGGUGGCCAUCUUGAACUGCAUUCUGGACUGCAUGCUGUGUGCACCUCCUUACAGACAAAUCUUGGUGGAAGACCUUCUCUGUGAGCAGGAGGAAUGUCUAGUUUUUUUCUCCACAAGCUGAGCAGGGUCUGUGUGGGUGUGGGACGAGCUAUAAUUUAUCAAGCCAAGCUGUUCCUUUGUUGGCGAUAAAUUCAUAACAUUUUGUCUUGCUAUUUUUAAAUUUUAUUUCACUUGUGGUCUUUGGUGCUAUGCCUGUAAGGAGGCAUUGGGCCUGUAUAGGUAAACUGGAGACAGGUGAAGAACCUCUGGCUCUGAUAUCUAUGGAAGUGGCAUGUAACUGGAAGAUGUGGGAUUUCAGAUGUAUUCAGGUCAAAUAUAUGGUUUACAUUGACACCUAUUCUGGAGUGGAUUAGAAUUCUCUGUUAGUGAGUGCUCACAGCACUGAUACUAUCAAUUGCAUUGUUUUCCACAUUCUGUUUCCGCUUCUUCAUCAGCAGGUUUGGUAGCAUGCUGAAUGCCACUUCUGUUCCUUGGACAAAAAUUGUGGAAUCUGGCUUGCUCUGUUUCCCUAACAGUAUGUUCAAAAUGGUAAAAAAUAAAUAAAAGAGAGAGCGAGAGCCCAGUGGGAUACCUUGGAAAUGAGAAAUACAGAUGAUCUUGGUACUUUCCCCAAAUAUUUGCCCUUUGAUAAAACUACUUGAUUGUCCAUAGAUAUUCUUUCAGAAUGGCUGCCUAGGGCCAAUCUAGUAGGUACUGCAGGUUUAUCAAGGGACUGGUGCUUUCAGGCAGCACAUAACCUAGAAAGAUAAAUGUUUACUACAAAAGUAGCUGAUUUGGAUCACUUUAGUGCCAUCUUGGGACAACUUUAAAUGAAGAGGCCCAGUUCCAAAGAAUCUUUCAUCCUGGGACUAUCAGUAUUUUUAUUAACUCUUGUCCUGUCUCAUCUUUGGACUAUAAUUCCCUUUUGAAUUAGGGAAGCUGCUUCACCCUAUUACUCUGGCACCAUGAGAACGUAUAUAUGUGUGAGAAGGGUAUUUUGUAACUCUUCUGGUGGUAUUUGACUAAUGUCAAUAUAAAGGCUCAGUUUGUACUUCGUAAUUUAAUUAUGAUGAAAUUUUGACUUUCUGUUUAAUGUCUUAUGUUGGAACCUAACUGGCUUUGAAACAGUCUCACUGUCCCCCAUAACUUUCCUCCCACCUUCCCCUCUGCACAUCUUGCCCUCUUUUUUUCUGCUUUAAAAUUGUCUUUAGCUGCUUAAAUGACACUUAGCUCUUGUUAGAGCUCUGUUACUUUUCCUGUGUUGAGGUGCUCCCAUUUUCUCUUCUCUCCCCCCCCCCUUAUAACUAUGUUUGUAUCUUGUAGAUUUGAAGCUAGGGAAGAACAAACAGACCCGUGGUAAACUUCCUCUUUGGGCUUGGUACUGACAAAUAACUCUCUUCCCAUUCCUGUCAGCUCCAGAUAUUGUCUGGAUGUAUCAUAAGUUCGGACAGCUGUUCUCAGAAAGAGACUUGAAAACCUCAUUUACAAGCAAUUAACAUUUGCAUCCUUUCCCUUCCUGAGCAGAUGCUGCUCUGCUGUGCAAACGUGCCCUGUUUAAAUUUGCUGCUGCUCCACUGGGUCUGUUCUGUGUCCCAAACCUUUCCAUUUUCUAAAAAUAAGUCUUAUUUUUGUCCAGAGGGGGAGCAUGAGGGAACCUCUGUUCUCCUCCAGUGGGCAAUCUUGCCACCCAUCAUUUCUUAUGUUGAGGUGGGGAGUAGGGGUGUGUGUGUGUGUGUAGGGAGGGAGGAGUUCUGAUUUAACCUGGGAUGCUUGUAUAAGUAUAUUGUUUACUGUUCCCCAGUUUUGAUGUAGGCUGAGCACUGAACUGGAUUCUACCUUAAUUGCCAGUGCUGCAGUAAUUGAAGGAAUUAUGCUAUUUUGCAGGGUAUAUCUGUUGCUUUUGGAACUCUUCUGAUGCCUGCUUGCUCAGCUUGCUUCUGGCUGGCAUUUUGUUCUGCCCUGGUUUAAAAACAGCAGAGAUUCCAUACACCAUGUGGCUAAUUGACUGACAAAGAGAGUUUAUAUUUCUGGCUGAAGUGAUGUACUGAGAACUGCAGGCAUCUUAUUAAAUACAAACACAACCCAUUUUAAAAA
Molecule: messenger RNA, 4004 nt
Organism: Elgaria multicarinata webbii
Lineage: Eukaryota; Metazoa; Chordata; Lepidosauria; Squamata; Anguidae
Product: vacuolar fusion protein MON1 homolog B-like
Exons: 7
Coding region: 147-1862 (571 amino acids)
Biological process (GO): protein targeting to vacuole; vesicle-mediated transport
Cellular component (GO): Mon1-Ccz1 complex
Source: RefSeq, a predicted model, not a curated record